Molecule: messenger RNA, 1776 nt
Organism: Sinocyclocheilus grahami
Lineage: Eukaryota; Metazoa; Chordata; Actinopteri; Cypriniformes; Cyprinidae
Gene: rmdn1
Product: regulator of microtubule dynamics 1
Exons: 10
Coding region: 1-837 (278 amino acids)
Cellular component (GO): spindle microtubule; mitotic spindle pole; mitochondrion
Molecular function (GO): microtubule binding
Source: RefSeq, a predicted model, not a curated record
AUGGAUAGUUCUUGUAUUUGUGAGCAGUGUUGUGUGUUUUGUGACUGUCAGAACAGAAAAGCGUUGUUUCUCGUGACUGUGACUCCACUGUCAUUCCUGAUCUACGAGAGAGUCGCUCAUUUCUCUUCGGUUCGAGCGCUGGACUCAGCUCAAGAAGUUUUAGAACAAGCAGAUUAUCUGUACAGCUGUGGAGAGACACAGAAACUCCACCAGCUCCUGGUGCGCCACAAAGACAGUGAUGAUGCAGAGUUUCUGUGGCGUUUGGCGCGAGGGUCCCGUGAUCUGGCGUUACUGUCCAGCAUCAGCGCCGACGAGAAGAAACGGCUCACAUACGAGGCCUUUGACUACGCUAAGAAAGCUCUGGAGAAAAAUCAGGCUUGCUUUGCAGCACACAAAUGGUUUGCAAUCUGCCUCAGUGAUGUUGGUGAUUAUGAAGGGAUCAAAGUGAAAAUAGGAAAUUCCUACACCAUCAGAAACCAUUUAGAGCAAGCGAUUGAACUCAAUCCAAAAGAUGCAACGUCCAUCCAUAUUCUUGGUUACUGGUGUUUUGCGUUCGCUGAAUUAGCGUGGUACCAGCGGAAAGUUGCAGCGGUUAUUUUUGCAUCUCCUCCAACAGCCACUUAUGAAGAGGCUUUGGCAUUUUUCCUGAAAGCUGAAGAAGUUGACCCAAAUUUCUACAGCAAGAACCUGCUGAUGCUGGGAAAGUCAUACAUGAUGCUGAGCGACGUCAAGCGGGCGGCGCUGUGGCUCGCUAAAGCACGAGAUUAUCCUGCAGUCACAGAAGAAGACAAACAGGUUCAUAAGGAAGCGCUGGAGCUGCUGAAGAAACUCGGAUGAUGAGUAGCAGCUAAAUCAGACCCGAUGCGAUCUAACAGUUACCCAGAGAUGCCUUCAUUGAUUUUUGUAAUGACUUACCAUUGAUUUGUGUAUGAUGGCGAUUUAUCAUUCGCUAUUUUAGACUCUUAAGUGUCUGCCAUUAUCUGAAGCUGAAUGAAAGGACGAUGUCUAAAUGUAAUGCAGACUGUAUUUGACUAGUACUGGUGUAUUUCUAGCACUCUUGAAUGUUUAGAUACGAUGCUCACCGCAAACAGACCCUGGACUGACUGCAGAGCAAAGAUCACUCAGUGAAGCUUUAACAUGUGACUAAUCUGUUUAUCGUAUAGUAAUGAGGAUUUUUAUCAAACUCUUUUAACACACGUGUGCACCUGGAUACUUCUCUGAAUACUUCAGUUUACCUCAGUUUUCUCACAGAAUCGUCCAUCCACCUUUGAAGACACGGAAACUUAUGAAACAUGGUUUUUGUUCUUUAUUUACAUGAAUCUGAUUUCAAAUGUUUUGGAAGCAAUUAAACUAACAAAAAUUUAUUUAACAAAUUGACUAUUUUGUUCUCUCUGCAAAUGAAAUUCAAACAAACUUGAAUAUAUAUUUAUGCUGGGCUCAGAGUUCUGUGUUGAGAUGCAAUUAAAGAAUCUAAAAAACCCCCACAGGAAUCUCCAUCAGUGCUUGAAGAACACGAAGAGACAGCAGAGUUUGUUUGAACUCAUAUAUUUUAAUAUGAAAGAUAUUCAUGGACAGUUUUCCUCCCCUGACGGUCAAAGGCCACAGAAAUAGUGAAGUGCUUCGAGCACAACUGAUGUUCUGAGCGAGUGCAGAGAGAGACCAAUACUGUCGAGAGCCAGUCGUGAUGAAUGAUAUGUGAGACAGCGGUCUACAGGAGUCCAAUCAUCUCUCAGUCUGCAGGCAGCCAUGCAAGCGCUUCAUCACAACUCAGUGUCC